Molecule: messenger RNA, 2280 nt
Organism: Dendrobium catenatum
Lineage: Eukaryota; Viridiplantae; Streptophyta; Magnoliopsida; Asparagales; Orchidaceae
Product: subtilisin-like protease SBT1.7
Exons: 1
Coding region: 1-2280 (759 amino acids)
Biological process (GO): proteolysis
Molecular function (GO): serine-type endopeptidase activity
Source: RefSeq, a predicted model, not a curated record
AUGGAUAUUUCCAUUUCUAUAGCAAGAUUUCUCCCACUCUUCUUAUUCUUUAAUAUUGCUUCUUCUCUCCCAGUUCACGAAAAGCUUUCGCUGCCUAUUAGUGAAACAAUCGCCUUUCAAAAUCAUCAAGUCUAUAUUGUUCAUGUUAAAAAACCGACAGCCAAAAAGUUCCAUCUGUUCAAACAUAGAAAAAGUUGGUACCAGUCUUUCUUGCCCAACAACACCCUCUUCUCUGGCGAGCCACGCCUCGUCUACGCUUACCGCCAAGUGAUCACUGGAUUUGCCGCUUGGCUUACCAAAGGUGAGUUGAAGUCCAUGGAAUCGAUUGAGGGAUUUCUCCUAGCUCGCCCAGAUGCUGCCCUCCAACACCGUACAACAUACACCCCCAAGUACCUUGGACUCGAUAGGGCACAAGGCAUGUGGUUUGAGUCCGGGUAUGGCCAAGGCCAAAUCAUUGCUGUUAUUGAUAGUGGGGUGAAGCCCACCCACCCUUCCUUCAAUGGACAUGCCUUGCCGCCGCGUCCUACCAAAUGGAAUGGCUCUUGCUAUUGGGGCUCACCAAUCUGCAACAACAAACUCAUAGGUGCACAGGGCUUGAGGCUAGGCUCAGACGCACCACUCGACACUGAAGGCCACGGCUCCCAUUGUGCAGGUAUUGCCGCCGGCAACUUCGUCGAUCAUGCCAAUAUCCUUGGCCAAGCUCCAGGCACGGCCGCCGGCAUUGCACCGAGGGCCCAUCUUGCUGUCUACAAGUUAGCCAGUGCAGCCGACUUACUGGCUUCUAUUGAUGAUGCAAUUCGAGACAACGUUGAUGUGCUGUCCAUUUCCCAAGGCGAUACUAGCCCAGAAUUCUAUCUCAAUGGGAUUGUAAUCGGUUCCUAUGCAGCUAUGAAAAAGGAUAUCGUUACUUGCGCGUCCGCGCCCAACUAUGGCCCAAGCGAAAGUACCAUGGACAAUGAUGCCCCCUGGAUUAUAACUGUCGGUGCCGCCUCAACUGACAGAAGAAUUAUGGCUACUGUAAAGCUUGGCGAUGGACGAGAGUUCAAUGGUGAAUCUGCUUAUCAACCAAGUAAUUAUGGCUCCCCACAAUUGCCGCUGGUAGAAGUCUUAAGAUGCUUUGGAGACAAUCUUCUCGAUGUGAAAGGAAAGAUAGUUCUUUGCAAGUCAGGAGUAAAUGAUACAUCAACCGGUGAACAAGUCAGCAAAGCUGGAGGGGCUGCUAUGAUUAUAAUCGGCACCGAUGGAAACACUACAUUUGCACAGCCUCAUGUGCUCCCAGCCUCAUUUGUGACCAGUUAUGCAGGAAAACAGCUCAUGGACUACUCAAAUUCUGAACCUAAUCCGACAGCAUCUAUCAUCUUUAAAGGUACACAAUUUGGUGUCCAGCCAUCACCAGAAGUCGCGUCAUUCUCGGGUCGAGGCCCAAGUAAUUGGAACGGAGGUAUCAUAAAGCCUAAUGUAAUCGCACCAGGCGUUAACAUCCUCUCAGCUUGGCCAUUUGAGAUCGGCCCAAACCACACCAACACUCGCUUAAUAUUUAGUUUUCAAAGUGGUUGCUCUAUGGCCACCCCACAUGUGGCUGGUCUUGCUGCUCUUCUCAAGAACAACCAUCCAGCGUGGUCUGUUGCAGCAAUUAUUUCGGCAAUCAUGACUACGACAUAUAUUACUGACCAGAAUGGGAAACCAUUUUUAGAUGGAUAUGAUGGGAAGAAAGCAAGUGUUUUUGCUACAGGAUCGGGUCACAUCAACCCAGUGGCAGCUAAUGAUCCCGGCCUCAUAUAUGACAUUCAACCUCUUGACUACAUUCGUUAUCUAUGUGGCUCAAAUAUGUUUGACGAUAAGCAAGUAAAUGCCAUAAUUCGGGGAAACAUUACUUGCUCUACUAUUCGUGACAUCAAAGUUGAGGAUUUGAACUACCCUUCCAUUUCAGUAUCUCUUGGUAUUAACGAUGACAUAAAAACUGUGAGCAGAACAGUGAUGAAUGUUGGCGAUGCUGACACUAUCUACAAUGUGGAUUUUGAAGAGCCCAAAGGUGUGAAUAUCGUGGUUUCGCCAACAGUCCUUCACUUCAACAAAGUAGGGGAUAAGAAGAGUUUUAACGUCACACUAAACUAUAAGAGCAGUGUUCCCAUACCAGUAGGUGAAAUUUCAGAAGGACAGUUAUCUUGGGUUUCUGGUAAAUAUCUCGUGAGGAGCCCAAUUGCUGUCACAGCCAUUAUUGCUCCCCGUAUCCAGAACGUAGCACGCUUCAAUAAUAUGGGGCAUGUUAAAGAAAAUUAA